Aspergillus aculeatus ATCC 16872 is the source of this 990-nucleotide messenger RNA. RefSeq names its product aldo/keto reductase family protein. Bases 1 to 990 code for a protein of 329 amino acids. Gene Ontology annotation, cellular component: cytoplasm. Lineage: Eukaryota; Fungi; Ascomycota; Eurotiomycetes; Eurotiales; Aspergillaceae. The record is from RefSeq and is a predicted model, not a curated record. The transcript has 3 exons.
AUGCCCCAACUCAACGGCAAGGAAGUAGGCCCAAUCGGCUUCGGCCUCAUGGGCUUGACUUGGCGCGACAAGCCAUGCUCUCAGGAGCAAGCAUUUGAGACUAUGCGCACCGCCCUGAAGAAUGGAUGCAACUUCUGGAAUGGUGGCGAGUUCUACGGGCCUCUCGAGUACAACAGCCUGGUCCUCUUGGAGCAGUACUUCGAGAAGUACCCCGAAGACGCCGACAAGGUCGUCCUCAGCAUCAAGGGUGGCAUGGACCUAAAGAAGUUCAAACCCGACGGCACCCCGGAGGGCACUCGUCGCACCCUCGACGACUGCACGGCCCAGCUCAAGGGCCGCAAGACGAUCGACCUAUUCGAGUUCGCCCGUCGCGACCAGACCGUGCCCAUCGAGACCACCUUCGGCGUCAUGAACAAGGAAUACAUCGAGACCGGGAAACUCGGCGGCAUCUCGCUGUCCGAGGUCCGCGCCGAGACGAUUCACGAGGCCGUCAAACAUGGGAAGGUGGAGGCGGUGGAGGUGGAGCUUUCGCUAUUCUCAACGGAACCCCUGGAGAACGGCGUGGCCGCGGCCUGCGCGCAAUACGGCAUCCCGAUCGUCGCCUACUCGCCGAUCGGCCGGGGCAUGCUGACGGGCCAGUUCAAGAAGUUUGACGACCUCCCCGAGGACUCGAUGCUGCGCCACUACCCGCGCUUCCAGCCGGGCAACUUCGAGAUCAACCUGCAGCUGGUGCACCAGGUGGAGGCGAUGGCGCAGAAGAAGGGCUGCACGCCGGCGCAGCUCGCCAUAAACUGGACGCGGGCGCUGUCGCGACGGCCCGGCAUGCCCACGAUCAUCCCCAUCCCCGGGGCGACGACGGCGGCGCGCGUCGAGGAGAACAGCAAGCUCGUGGACAUCACAGACGAGGAGAUGGCGGAGCUGGAUGCCACCUUGGCCAAAUUUACGACGGCGGGCGAUCGCUACCCUGCCUAUGUUCCUACGAACACUUAG